GAUAUCCUACAUCCAAAGACAAAGAAGAAGCCACAACAAGACGCCCUGGGACUCGAACUGCGUAUGUGGUGGCCACCUAGGACACGGCCCGUAAAACUCCUCUCCUGCCUCCAUGUCUCCAACUUGUCUACUUGCCUGGACCCACUUUGCCGUCCCAAGGUGGCAGCAGCUAUGUACGCGCUGCGAUCUCUUCUGCUUCUGCUGUUGCCUCUGUGUCCCGGUCCUGGUCCUGGACCCGGUACCGAGGCAAAGGUCACCCGGAGUUGCACUGAGACCCGGCAGAUCCUGGGGGCCCGGGGAUAUAGCUUAAGCCUACUCCCUCCCGCCCUGAUUUCAGGUGAGCACCUCCGGAUCUGUCCCCAGGAGUACACUUGCUGUUCCAGUGAGAUAGAGCAGAAGCUGACCUGGGAGACUGAGGCCACCUUCCGAGGCCUGGUGGAAGAGAGCGGUUCCUUCUUGGUUCACACACUGGCUGCCCGGCACAGAAGAUUUGAUGAGGUUUUUCGGGAGAUGCUCUCAUCAGCCGAGCACUCCCUGUCCCUGCUCUUCCACCGCUCCUUCGGCCGCCUGUAUGCCCAGCACACCCCCUUGUUCAGUGGCCUGUUCUCUCGGCUACGGGACUACUAUGAGAGGUCCGGUGAGGGGUUAGAUGAUGCCUUGGUGGAUUUCUGGGCUCAGCUCCUGGAGAAAAUGUUCCCCCUGCUGCACCCACAGUACAUCUUCUCCCCUGACUACCUGUUCUGCCUCACGCGCCUGGCCUCUUCUGCUGAUGACUCUCUGAAGCCUUUUGGGGACUCACCCCGCCGCCUCCGCCUGCAGAUAACCCGGGCCCUGGUGGCUGCCCGGGCCUUUAUCCAGGGCCUGGAGACCGGAAGAGAUGCGGUCAGCGAAACGCUUAAGAUGCCGCUGUCCGAAGGCUGCAAGCGGGCUGUGAUGCGUCUGACAGGCUGCCCCCUUUGUCGGGGGGUCCCCUCGCUGCCACCCUGCCGGGGCUUCUGCCUCAACGUGGCCCACGGCUGUAUCAGCAGCCAGGGACUGGAUCCUGACUGGGGGGCCUAUCUGGAUGGUCUCCUGUUCCUGGCCGAGAAGAUCCAGGGCCCCUUUUCCUUUGAGCUAGCAGCACAGUCCAUCGGGGUGAAGAUCGCGGAGGGUUUGAUGCAUCUGCAGGAAAACAGCGUGGGGCUGUCAGCCCAGGUGUUCCAGGAAUGCGGGAGCCCCCAACCGGCGCCGGCCCGCGCCCGCCGUGCCCCAGCCCCCCGGGAGGAGGUGGGCCGGCUCUGGUCGGCGGCGGCGGCGGCGGAGGAGGAGCGGCCCACGACGGCUGCGGGCGCCAGCCUGCCCCGGCUGGUGUGGGAGCUCCGCGAGCGGCUGGGCCGGGUGAGGGGCUUCUGGGCCGGGCUGCCCCUGACAGUGUGCGGGGACCCCCGCGUGGCUGCGGACCUCUCCCAGGAGGCGGCGCCCUGCUGGACCGGAGCUGGGCGGGGCCGGUACUUGUCGCCCGUGGUCGGGGGUCCCCAGGCCGGGCAGAUCGACAACCCAGAGCUGGAUGCGGAAGCCUCGAGCCCCGACCUCCAGACGCGGAGGCGGCGGCUGCAGCUCCGGGCGGCCACGACCAGGAUGAAGGCGGCCGCCCUGGGACGCGACCUGGAGCUGGAGGACUGGGAGGACGCUAGCGGCUCUGGAGAGGGACAGCACUAUGCAGAUGACUGGAUGGCUGGGGCAGCAGCUGUGGUCCCCCCGGCCCGGCCUCCUCGCCCUCCUCGAAGGGAUGGUGCUGGGGGCAAAGGAGGAGGUGUCAUUAUCCGCCACAGCCAAGACAGGAGCAGGACUGGCGGGACGUCUGUCAGUUUUCACACCCAACCCCUCCUCAUUCUCUUCCUCUCAGCCCUGGCCCUGCUCGGACCUCGAUAACUGGGGAGGGGUGCCCUGGCAUCAGAAGGGUUCGUGGCCCAUCCCCUCCUCCCCCGUCUGCUGGGUCUGGGGAGGAGUCGGAGGGGGCUGCAGAGAGGGUAGAGAAGGGACUUUUUGGGUGAAUGGCUGGGGCCCCAAAUCCAGAUUUCCAUUGGUGGGUUGGGUUGGGGGUGGGUGU
Messenger RNA from Delphinapterus leucas (beluga whale), 2089 nucleotides. Lineage: Eukaryota; Metazoa; Chordata; Mammalia; Artiodactyla; Monodontidae. The record is from RefSeq and is a predicted model, not a curated record.